GGGGCUGGGUGGCACCGUGGUGCGCAGGCGCAGGGGCAGCCGUCGGUGGGUCGGGGUUCCGUGGUCUGAGAGAUAGAAUUAGCCAAUGUGCCUGAAUGGGGGACAUCUUCAGGGUCCUGUCUGGGCAGCCCUCAUGUUCUUGGCUGGGGUCUGCAGCUCCUGAAAACCUCCAGGCAUCGUCUCUUCCUGUCUCAAGAUGGAUAACAAGAAGCGCCUGGCCUACGCCAUCAUCCACUUCCUGCACGACCAGCUGCGGCACGGGGGGCUCUCAUCCGACACCCAGGAGAGCUUGGAAGUGGCAAUCCAGUGCCUGGAGACCGCUUUCGGGGUUACAGUGGAAGACAGUGACCUUGCACUCCCUCAGACUCUUCCAGAAAUAUUUGAAGCCGCCGCCACCGCUGCGGACAAGGAGAUGCCACAGAACCUGAGCCCCGAGCGAACCCCACCAUCUGAGGAGGACUUGGCCGAGGCAGAGCGCCUCAAAACCGAAGGAAACGAGCAGAUGAAAGUGGAGAACUUUGAGGCCGCCGUGCAUUUCUAUGGGAAAGCCAUUGAGCUCAACCCUGCCAACGCUGUCUACUUCUGUAACAGAGCCGCGGCCUACAGCAAACUUGGCAACUAUGCUGGGGCCGUGCAGGACUGCGAGCGGGCCAUCUGCAUAGACCCGUCCUACAGCAAAGCCUACGGCAGGAUGGGCCUGGCACUCUCCAGUUUGAACAAGCACACGGAGGCCGUGGCCUACUACAAGAAGGCCCUGGAACUGGACCCUGACAAUGAGACGUACAAGUCCAACCUCAAGAUAGCAGAAGUGAAGCUCAGAGAGGCGCCCAGUCCCACGGGAGGGGUUGGCAGCUUCGACAUCGCGGGCCUGCUGAACAACCCCAGCUUCAUGAGCAUGGCAUCAAACCUGAUGAACAACCCCCAAGUUCAGCAGCUCAUGUCUGGGAUGAUUUCUGGUGGCCACAACCCCCUGGGAACUCCUGGCACCAGCCCCUCGCAGAACGACCUGGCCAGUCUCAUCCAGGCGGGUCAGCAGUUCGCUCAGCAGAUGCAGCAGCAGAACCCAGAGCUGAUCGAGCAGCUUCGAAGUCAGAUCCGAAGUCGGACGCCCAGUGCCAGCAACGACGAGCAGCAGGAGUGACCACCCAUCCAUCCCAGUGCCAUCAGGUCCUUCCUGGCCAACUGGAAGCCUCCGCGUGUUCUACCCUUUUCUCCUGUUGGACUACCCGAGAGAAAAAGAAAACUAAAUUGGAUCUGCAUGUUCAGAAGGAUUUUUAUGAUUUUUCCCCCUCGCCCUCACUUCACUUUUUGUAUUCACGGCUCCCAGACCCUUCUCAAAACAGAACCAACAAACUGUGAACACAGACCAGCACCAGUCUCCCCCCAGGCCCCCAAAAACCCAUCCACUAAAGCAUUUUCUAGAAUAUUCCGGAGUGGGAAUGGGCCUCAGGCUGCUCUCUGAGAAGCAUCCGGUUUUAUGUCCAGCCAUAUCCGGAGCCCCUUCCAUGGCCCCUGCCCCCUCAGUCUGUCUUCAAGGGGCUUCCCCAGCCGGUGAAAAGCCACUUUCUGAGUCAACAUUGGCCACCUGGCUAUGCCCUGCUCGGACGAGCUCACUGCCAGCCAUGGUCAGGGUGCUCACGCCCGCCAGGCCCUUGGACCCAAGUUCUUGCAUGAGGAACUCCAGGUGCAGACUCCUGAAAGACGUGGAUUGCCCUGUGCCGAGUGGGAGCAAGAGCAAGACCGUGCGAUGGUUCCGGGAGCGCGGGGACAGCUCCGGGGACUGCUUCCCAUCAAGUGUUUUGAUGGACACGCAUCUCACCCCUCCAAUCCUCCUUCCCCAGUACUCGCUCCACAGACUGUGAGGGGCGUGAUUGUGACCUUCGGGCCUGGCCCCCUAGCCAUCCUAGCCUGCCUGUGUGUCCAGCCCCCAGUGGGCACCCUCUGCUGUUCUGGGGCCCUGGUGCCACCCACCUUGGCCUGCAAUUGCUGAGCAGCCAAGAGCUGCCUCCCAGGAGGGCAAGCAUUCAAGCCCAGGCCAGGCAGCCUGCCCAGGACUUGAGGCCACCAGGGACAUCCCUGCAGCCCCUGCUUGGGCAGGGGCUUGGUGGGGAGAUCUGCCAGCCAGCCCACCGCACCAGCAGCAGUGUUGGAGGCUCCCUCGUGGUCUGCAAGGUCGACCCCGUGCUAUGUGUUAUAGGAAACUAGUAGGAAGAAGGGCCACCACCAGUAGUCAUCACUGGCCGGCGAGGUGGCCCUAACUCGAGUGCUAGUCAUGGUGAUGAGUGUAACGGGAAUAAAUAGGCAUCGUGACCUCU
This is a messenger RNA of Hipposideros armiger (great roundleaf bat), 2315 nucleotides long. It is a transcript of the gene SGTA, whose product is annotated as small glutamine rich tetratricopeptide repeat co-chaperone alpha. The transcript is spliced from 12 exons. The record is from RefSeq and is a predicted model, not a curated record. Bases 197 to 1141 code for a protein of 314 amino acids. Gene Ontology annotation, cellular component: TRC complex; membrane. Lineage: Eukaryota; Metazoa; Chordata; Mammalia; Chiroptera; Hipposideridae. Gene Ontology annotation, biological process: post-translational protein targeting to endoplasmic reticulum membrane. Gene Ontology annotation, molecular function: molecular adaptor activity; protein binding.